CACAAGAUCAAUAAACAAGCAAAGCCUUCAAAUCUAUUCUCUCUGUUUUAUUAGUGUUUAAUUGAGAAGCAUAUACACAAAUACAAUGGCUGCAUCAUCUUCCAUGCAAUCAAUAUUUCUAGCUAGCUCAGUUGCUUAUGGAGCGGGAAAGAACAAAUCUGUUGGAGCGAGCCACCUUGUUGCACCAACUCUGUAUAGCUACCCUCACAUGAUGAGGGUAAGCUCGAUGGCCAAGGAUGGUCAGAAGAAGCAACCAUCUACAGUAACAAAUGCAUCAAAAGUUCCUCCACCUUCUCCUUCUUCUUCUCCUCCCAAGGUUAGCACAAAGUUCUCGGAGUUGUUUGCCUUCAGUGGGCCAGCCCCAGAGAGAAUCAACGGCAGGCUUGCAAUGGUGGGGUUUGUCUCAGCUCUGGCAGUGGAACUAUACAAUGGCCAAGAUGUGUUUGCUCAGUUAUCCAACGGUGGAGUCUCGUUGUUCGUUGCCACUAGUAUUUUGCUCUCUGUGGCAUCCUUGGUUCCUCUGUUUAAAGGGGUGAGCGUGGAGUCGAAAUCAGAUGGGAUCAUGACCUCUGAUGCUGAGCUGUUGAAUGGAAGGCUGGCCAUGUUAGGUCUGGUAGCUUUGGUCUUCACUGAGUAUGUCAAGGGAGGGACUCUAGUUUAGGUCUCAAUCAUUUCUGGUUUUUUUUUUUGGGCUUAAUAUGCCUUGUAAAAGUCUUUCACAUGUAUAC
Prunus avium (sweet cherry) is the source of this 728-nucleotide messenger RNA. RefSeq names its product early light-induced protein 1, chloroplastic. Lineage: Eukaryota; Viridiplantae; Streptophyta; Magnoliopsida; Rosales; Rosaceae. The record is from RefSeq and is a predicted model, not a curated record.